AUUAGCACUUCAAACAGCAGUAUAUGCUUUCCACCCUGCUAUCCCUUCUUCUUGUCACAGAGCAUUCUCUCCAUCCAAAUACUACGUAAUAAAUAAGGCUAAUAUUCCUCUAACUAUAUAACGACUAUAUACUGAACAGGACCCCCCGCCCCCUUCAUAACUAGAAGUACAAGAAUUUCCAUAUGCUUUCUCUUCAUUUUGGGAUGUCUGGGGAAGCUGAGCUGCAGAUGCUGCUAAUACUGCUACUUCAGUUACCAAUGGCAUUCAGACUGAUAGCUCUUCGUGCCAAACCAACAACUGUACUUCAUAGCUCUGGAAUAAGACACUGGCAGCAGCAGCUACCCCCCCAUCUCCGCAGAGACAACAGCAGCCACCCGCCUUACUACCACUGCGGGACUAUCGGGCGUCUCUCCAGGGUCUUCCGCUAAACUGCAGGGAGUGAAGUUGGGAACCACACCACUGGAGACACGUGUGUGUCUCCCAGCUUCGAGUCUUGGUCGAAAUCUCUUUGUUCCCUUCAGUCAACUUGCAGUGAUCGGAAUGGAACUGCUUACAAAAUCGCCUGCUGAGCAGAUCAUCACUCAAAAAGGAAAUGCUGGAGAAAGCAACAGCCGAAUGAUGAAGCACCAUUCUCAAGAGCCAUCAACAUCCUCAUCUGAGGAAUCAAAAUAUGUGGAGAUUUAUGAUUUCCCUGGAGGGAGGGGAGAGAGUCCCCAAACUCUAAAACUGACUUUGGCAGGAAAUGGAAGUAAAGUGGCCUUUAUCAAACCUAAAAAUGGACCUUAUGGGAUCAGUGAGGUUAAGAGAUUGGCUAACAAUAUGCUGGCAGACAAAUCUGCAAAUGAAGCACCCCAGGAUUAUAAAUCUAAAAUGGAAGGCACUCCUUCCCCUGUGGGGAUGAAGGCUGAUGAGGUGGGGGGAAGCAUCACUGGCACCAGCUCAGAAGGGUCUGAGAACACUUUGUCCCCUAGUAUCUCCAACAUUCAGCUUUACACAAAUGGCUGCCCAGAAUCAUCCUCAUCCUCUUGUCCUUCGCCAGUACAAGAGACAGGCAGCUUUCCAAAAAUGGAUGACAUGGGAACGGAGGGGAAAACCUCCUCUUCUUCAUUUGGAUAUGAAAGUGAUGAGGACGAUGAUGCAGACUGCAAAGAAAUCUGUCUGAGUAACCAGAGAGGAGGGUGCAGGCAUGCUUCACAACUGAUGCACUCGCAGCAAAGCUACACCAGUGAGAACAACUGUAACAAUAAUGAUGAAGCACAUUAUAUUACAACCCAUGAAAUCCAGCUUAGCGAAGUGGACCAUGACAUGGACUUUGAUUAUGGGUUAGCCUCUCGGUGGGAUUUCGAGGACAACAAUGUGAUUUAUUCCUUUGUGGAUUACGCUUCCUUUGGGAGUGAGGAGACUCUUGCAGAUACCCAGACAGAAGAGGACAAUAGCUGUUAUCUCAGCACGACCACCAGUGAUCCCAAUAAUCAGACAGACAGUAUCGAUAAUACCAGCAGUACAGAGAUAGUCAGCAUUAAUUCUGAAAAUGAUACCCCUAGCACAGACAAAUGCGCCAGCUCGGAAGAAAGUCAGUCCAAGAACCUCAGCAACAUGAGUGAGAAUUCUGCAGGCCAGAUACUCCUAUCAAUCAAACCAACUUCCAGGGCUAUAAAUGAGCCUAGCAACCAGCACGAAAAGCAAAACAUUAUUUAUGCUGCCAAGCAUGAAGGCGACAUGAGCCUCUGUGUCUCCACAGCUCAUGAACGAAAUUCAAGUUUGAAACAAGAUGUGUUUCAUGACUAUGCAAAAAAAAUUAUUGCAGUUCCUGCACAUUUGCAAACAAGGUGUGGAGCCAUAAGAGCAAGAGAAUUGGGAGGAUAUUCAAGCGGUGCCUCAAGUGUGGUAAGUGAGUUGGAUGAUGCAGAUAAAGAAGUAAGAAGCCUGACAGCAAGGGCAUUCCGCAGCUUAGCUUAUCCCUACUUUGAUACCUUGAACUUGAGCUCCAGUGAAUCCUCCACAUCUCUUUCGGAUCACACACUAGGAAUCAACCGGUGGUCAACUUACUUGGAUUUAAAGUGUGGCAGCCUUGGGCAGAAAGCAGAGCAAAAUCUUUUCAAAAGCAGCACCGCAUCUGCAGGAUGGAACAGAAGCACUGGGACAAAGACAUCCAGUGACCAGUUCUACAUUCACUCCAAUAAGUCACAGACUAAAGCAUUAGAGUUUGUUGUCAGCAAGCUUGAUGGAGAAAUAACACAUGUUGAGACACCGCCUUGCUUUGAAAAACGGAUCCAGUCAGGCUCCCGGGUUGUUACUUUAUUGGAGACUCUGAAUUUUAGCAGCAAUAUAAAAGCGGGUGUCCCCAGACCUGCUAAACCUUCUGAAAAUGCUGCUGCUGGAUCAAGUUGCACAGAUGAAGUUACAGAAACACUGCCAAAGGAGCUGGGCAAUGAAACUUGCAAACAAACUGGGCUGGCUGCAGAAACCAUGGAAGGCACACAGAAUAAAUCAAAGUUUGCAUCUAGUCUCCUCAAAAAUGUUAUCUCAAAGAAAAUGCAACUGGAGCAUGAGUUCAAAAUGGAAAGGGGCGAAAUCUCGGACACCACAUAUUCUGGUAUGUCCAAUUCCUUAUCUUCUAAAGAGGUAGAUGGUGCUUUCAAAGAAAAGUUAAGAGGUGGGGGUUUGCAGAGACAGAAUUCUAGAUAUUCAGAAGGCAGCUCUGAUUACACUAUUGUAACAGCAGAUGAUUUGGGGGAGUUUUUUGACAGCAAGUCCCCUACCUCCAAGCCAUCUACUCCCCGGGAGGGAAAUGUUAGCCUGGAUCGAUCCCUUUCUGAAACAUUCUUAGAAGAGGCAUGUAAAAUAAAAGAGAGUGCUUCUGAAACUCUCAAGGCAACUUUUCUCCGCAGCCAGAACAGUGCAUUUAGAACAUGGAAAGAAAAAGAAGCAGAGAACAAGGAGGAGAAAGCUCCUGUGGGAAAACUGAAAAUUUCAUCCAAAGGUGACUGGAAGGCUGAUUUGGGAGAAUUCUCAGCCAGCAAAUCAACUAAAAUGUCUCGUCUCUUUGUCCCAAAUAUUCAACAAACAACCAAAGAAAAGCAAUCCAGCACACAAGUGACAAAAUAUUCUACAGCAACCAACGCAGCAGCUCAGACUGCCAUCGCAACCACAAUGAUAAAGCCCAAACCUCCCGAGAUCAAAAUCAGCUUAGGUAGCAUGCAGCAGAAUAAAGAUCACCCUUUCAAUAUUGCUAAGCUCCUCACACCCAAGCUAUCUGGAAGUGUCCCAAACUUUUUCAAGGCAGCUGAAGAUACCAGAAGCCAGCAGCAAAAACAAUUCAAAGGGGAAGGUAUGGACAAAGUGCCUCAAUUUCUGGUACGUGAUGUAAGAGAAAACAAACACAAGGUGCAAGGGCCUAUCCAUCAGGUUACAGAUGUCAGGAAACUAAUUAAGAGUAGCUACAGCCAUGAGUCGGGGGAUAACAACAGUGACAGAGGCAGUGUCAACUCGGACCAGGGAACAUCUGAGCAGAAACCCAAGCAGCUGGUGACAGCAGGCAUUUCCAGACCUGUGUCUCCCAUGGUGAUAACCUGUCAGGCAGUAAGCAACAGCAAGGAGGUCAAGAGCGCCAGCAAGGCUUCAGAGACAGGGGCCAAAGCAAGUAGCGGGGGCAAGAUGCUGCCAUCCAGCCAAGAUGGGACAAUCCUGGUGCACAGGACCUCAGGGAGGCUGCCCGUAGCUACAAUCGCCCCUAACAAAAGCGACCCUCGCCAGCCUGCUGUGCUGAAGAUAGUCUCCAAAACAUCUGUGCCCUGGAGGCAACAACCACAGCCGCCGCUGCCGCAAAUUCAACCUACACCAGUGGAGAAAAGCAGCAAGGUAGGCCCGCUGGUGGUGGCUAGCGAAGAAGAAAUUCCACGGGAAGAGGUGGCCAAGGCACCCCUCACAGUGAACCACCAAGCGCUGGAGAAACUUACAGCGGCCGUCCGGAGCAUGGAGGAGCUCUACAGCUUCCACAAGAACGAGUGGAAGCGCAAGAGCGACCCGCUGCCCAUCACUGACAGCCACGUCCUGUCCCUCAUCACCAGCGAGGAAAGGACCACGGGGGGAGCCACAGCCACGGGAUCCAGGGAAGAGUCCACGGCCAGCGCCAAGGCAGAGGACCAGGAUGCCAGUCAGAGUGCGGCCUUGACGACUUCCCCCAGCAGCAGGCCUGCGCCUGAGCGCCAACCCCGCAGCCGGACUGCCAACCCAACCAAGAACGCAGAGAAGGUGUCAGCCAAGAUGGCGACCUUCGAAAGCUUGGCACAGGCUCGGGAGCGGGCACGAGGGCCGGGCUUCCGUGGGGAGGCCGCAGGGGGCACAGAGAGAGGCAGGGCCCCAGUGGCACCCCGCAGCACCUUCAACUUCAAUGCCCAGGCCCAGAAGGCCAAGCAGCAGCCACCUCAAGAGCCAUCUCCUGACCCGCCACCAAGAGGCCUGAAAGGCCAAGCCGGGCCUCGCUCCAUCAAGCUCUUUGGGGACAGGCAGGGGAGCCUAGUCGAGCCGGACAGGGCACCCAAGGUGGCGGCGGCGGCUCCCGACUGCGGAAACUACCUGGCCAUCCCUCUCAAGGCGUCGUCGUCGACGGAGCAGCCAGGGGCAGCCGCGUCAGGAGACCGAGGCGGCCGCCCGGGCCUAGUGUCCGCGGCGGCAGCAGCGGCGGCCCUGUGCAGCCACCAGCCCACCGGCAAGACCCACGGGCAGGAGGCGGCCAAGCAACAGCAGCGCGGAGAGGCAGCCGCCCCGCAGCCUCAGGCCGCCCAUCCUCCGCUGCCUCCUCAGCAGCAGCAGCAGCAGCAGCCUCAGUUCGAAGUGUCCCCCGCGCAGCUCUUCCCUCAGGCCUUGUCCUUGGCCGCGGCGGCUGCCGCUUUCUCAGGCGCUGCCCAACCCACGCCUCUGCUGUGCUUCUCUCCGCCCGCGGCCGCCGAGCCCGCUGCUUUCCCGGCGCCUCAGGCGCAGCGCAAAGUGCUGCUGGACCUCAGCACCGGGCAGUGCUACGUGGUGGACGCGCCGCUGCAGCCGCCGCCGCCUCAGAAGAGGCGCCUCUUCGACCCCGAGACCGGGCAGUACGUGGAGGUGCCCCUGCCGGCCCAGGCGCCACCUCCGGCCGUGGCCCCCAUGACCCUCCCGGUGUCCUCCCUGGCGCUGGGCGCGGCGGGAGCCUACGGCGCCCCGGCCGCGGCCUACAUGAUCUACCCAGGCUUCUUGCCGGCCGUCUUGCCUGCCAGCGCCCUGCAAGGCCAGCUCACCCAGCAGCAGGGUGGAGAGAUCGGCCCCGCCAGCCCCGGGGCGGACAGCCCUUACUACAUGCCCACAGGCAAAGCUGCUCAGCAGCAGCAGCAGCAGCCACAGCAGCCGCCACAGCAGCAGCAGCAAGGGGUUCCUGGCGAGGGGAAGGCGCCGCUCAUCAGCAUCACCUCGCAGCCUCUGGGGCCCAGGAUCAUCGCGCCUCCUUCCUUCGACGGCACCACCAUGCGCUUCGUCGUGGAGCACCGGUGAUGGAGAGCCCGACCAGGGAUGUUGCUGCUCGCUGCUGCUGCUGCCACGGGCACAAACAACGAGAAUUUCUUUCCCUUAAUCUGAAAACGACUUGAUGACAUUGUAGCGAGUUAUUGGCUGAAGUCUGGCGUGAUCCCAUUACAGAAUGCUGUGAGCUUGGAAUUCAAGGACAGCAAACCCAGCAAAGGAGCUCUGGGAAUUGCACUACGGGUGUGUUGCACAUAGCGAAGAUUUAAUUGUAUGAGGAUCACAAGAAUAUAAUAAACUGUUUAAAUGCUUUAAGCAUCAACCUUUGUAUGCAAACAAGCAAGCAUUUGUAUAUUUUUUGAAUGUUAUGACAAAUAAAAUGUAUUUUUCAUUAAACUAUAUUAUAAACAA
Molecule: messenger RNA, 5901 nt
Organism: Lacerta agilis (Sand lizard)
Lineage: Eukaryota; Metazoa; Chordata; Lepidosauria; Squamata; Lacertidae
Gene: C9H4orf54
Product: chromosome 9 C4orf54 homolog
Exons: 3
Coding region: 541-5523 (1660 amino acids)
Source: RefSeq, a predicted model, not a curated record